CUUUUGGAACGUGUGUGGCAGCGGCGACGGCAUCAGACCGACAAUCAUGAGUGCACUGGCUCGAUUUCAGGGACUGGCAACGCUGGUUACCGGUGGCGGCGCUGGGAUUGGGGCUGCCAUUGCCCAGCGCUUGGCCAGCGAGGGUGCCCGCGUUUGCGUUGUGGACCUGCAUGCCGACACGGCAGCGGCCACGGCCAAGGCGCUCCAGGCGGCCGGCGUCGAGGCCGUGUCGGCACAGGUGGACAUGUCGCAGCCCGAUGGACCAGCCGCUGCCGUGCAUGAGUGCGUACAAGCCUUUGGGCAACUGGAUGUUCUGGUGAACAAUGCCGCUGGCUUUCACUUUGAAUCACUGGCCAACUCGACCGACGCCGACUGGGAGCGCCUGUUUCGCCUCAAUGUGAUGGGCUACUCCAACGCAAUCAAGGCGGCUCAGCCUCAUCUUGAGGCAACCCAAGGCAGCGUUGUGAACCUGGCCUCGGUCAGCUCCUUUGUGGCUCAGCCAGACAUGUUUAUUUACAAUGCCACCAAGGGGGCCAUUGCCCAGCUGACGCGCUGCUUGGCCUGGGAUUUUGCUCCGAAGCAAGUCCGCGUAAAUGCCGUCGCGCCUGGGGCCAUUUUCACGCCCGCCUCGGUCCGCCACAUGGAACGCCUGGGGAUGACAAUCGAGGAGGGCAAGAAGGAUUUUAGCAGCGCUUCGCCCAUGAACCGCAUGGGCCAGCCCGAGGAGGUGGCCAGUGCAGUAGCUUUUUUGGCUUCCAAAGAUGCCAGCUUCAUUACAGGCGAGAUCAUUGUCAUUGAUGGUGGCGCCACCCUGGAUUAAAGCCCCCAACUCAAUCAUUGAGUUGCUUCUGCGCCCGUCGCUCGUACUGACCGCAAGGGUCAACUCUCUUGUUGCGCCUUUCUUUGAAAUCAAAAUAUCCGACGU
Messenger RNA from Monosiga brevicollis MX1, 925 nucleotides. RefSeq lists its product as uncharacterized. Lineage: Eukaryota; Choanoflagellata; Craspedida; Salpingoecidae. The transcript has 8 exons. Gene Ontology annotation, molecular function: oxidoreductase activity. The record is from RefSeq and is a predicted model, not a curated record. The coding region runs from base 47 to 820 and encodes 257 amino acids.